This is a messenger RNA of Suillus subalutaceus, 252 nucleotides long. RefSeq lists its product as uncharacterized. The transcript has a single exon. NCBI's taxonomy places the organism in Eukaryota, Fungi, Basidiomycota, Agaricomycetes, Boletales, Suillaceae. The annotation marks the transcript as partial. The record is from RefSeq and is a predicted model, not a curated record.
UCGUGUCUAGAUGCAUACAUGAACAUCGUGCUGGAGCAGACUGAGGAGAAUGUUAAUGAGAUGGUCACAAAUCGAUGCGGGGACACAUUUAUUCGCAGGAAUAAUGGUAAGUCGUUCAAGGAUGUAUGGCUGGACAUGUUAUGUUCUGAUGUAUCCUCCUGUGCUAGUGUAGUACAUAUCCACUACGGAACUGCUAUAUUCGCAACGCUGUACUGCACGAGCAUCGCCAAAAUCUACGAGAGCAAUAUAUGA